Molecule: messenger RNA, 372 nt
Organism: Chiloscyllium plagiosum (whitespotted bambooshark)
Lineage: Eukaryota; Metazoa; Chordata; Chondrichthyes; Orectolobiformes; Hemiscylliidae
Source: RefSeq, a predicted model, not a curated record
AAGUGCCUAAUUGGGUUCCUCACUAAACGGGAGCAGAAACUGAUGCAUCGGCGACGGCAUGCAGAGGAGCUGCUGGAGUGGAAGCGGCGGCUCGAUGCUGAGGAAGCUGCGAUCCAGCAAUUGGAAAAUCAGGCUCUGGCUGCUUGGGACAAGGAGCUCAUGGGAAAGAGAGAGGCAAGGAAGAAGAUUCCCGAAUCGAAAGACACAGGCAGUGAGGAACAAUGUCCUGCACCACCUUGCUCCCAGCCCCACAGUGACAGUUCAAUUCCUGAGGAGGUUAGAUGUUCACCUGCUCAGACUCUGGAAUCACCAUCAGCAGCCCUUCGGAUGACCACCAUAUUUUCAUAGAUGAUGUUUAUUCCCAGGACUUUG